Capra hircus (goat) is the source of this 3534-nucleotide messenger RNA. RefSeq names its product gastric inhibitory polypeptide receptor (gene GIPR). Gene Ontology annotation, cellular component: plasma membrane. The record is from RefSeq and is a predicted model, not a curated record. The transcript is spliced from 14 exons. Gene Ontology annotation, biological process: adenylate cyclase-modulating G protein-coupled receptor signaling pathway; cell surface receptor signaling pathway. Lineage: Eukaryota; Metazoa; Chordata; Mammalia; Artiodactyla; Bovidae. Bases 1 to 1761 code for a protein of 586 amino acids. Gene Ontology annotation, molecular function: gastric inhibitory peptide receptor activity; peptide hormone binding; G protein-coupled peptide receptor activity.
AUGACUGGCCCCCUGCGCCAGGUCUCUGCCCCAGCUCCCCGCUCCAGUUCCUUGGCCCGGCCUGGCCCCGCCCCCUACCCCUACCCCAGGCUGUCACCUCCUGCGGAGACCAGGCGAGGCCGGCAGCGGCGUCAGAAGCAAGUGCUUGAGAGGAGAGCUGGGAACAGAUCAUCCCUCGUAGUUGUGGGGGGCGCUGUCUCCGGGGUACGUGAUUCCCUGAGAGGAGGGCGCUGGCGCUGGGAGAGGAGGGCGCUGGCGCUGGGAGAGGAGGCAGAGGCUCCUGAUUCUUCCUCGGACCCCCAGACCCGGCUGCCCUCGCGUGACCGGACCCUUCGUUCCCCAUGCCCUGCUGCCUACACGAUGCCCACCUGUCCACCCUGGUGGCUGCUGCUUCUGCUCUCGCUGUGGGAGCCGCUGCUCCGGAGCGCGGAGGCAGGCUCUGAGGGGCAGACAGCGGGAGAGCUAUAUCAGCGCUGGGAGCGGUACCGCAGGGAGUGCCAGGAGACACUGGAGGCCUCGGAGCCCCCAGCAGGCCUCGCCUGUAACGGGUCCUUCGAUAUGUACGUCUGCUGGGACUACACUGCACCCAACACCACUGCCCGUGCAUCCUGCCCUUGGUAUCUGCCCUGGCACGGCCACGUGGCUAAAGGCUUUGUCCUCCGCCAAUGUGGCAGUGAUGGCCAAUGGGGACCUUGGAGAGACCAUUCUCAGUGUGAAAACCCAGAGAAAAAUGGGGUUUUUCAGGACCAAAGGCUGGCCUUGGAGCGGCUGCAGGUUGUGUACACCGUGGGCUACUCCCUGUCUCUUGCCACACUGCUGUUCGCCUUGCUCAUCUUGAGUAUCUUCAGGCGGCUGCACUGCACUCGCAACUACAUCCACAUCAACCUGUUCACGUCUUUCAUGCUGCGGGCAGCUGCCAUCCUCACCCGAGACCGUCUGCUUCCUCCCCCUGGCCCCUACCCUGGGGAUCAGGUCCUUACCCUGUGGAACCAGGCCCUAGCUGCCUGUCGCACGGCCCAGAUCGUGACCCAGUACUGCGUGGGUGCCAACUACACGUGGCUGCUGGUGGAAGGCAUCUACCUGCACAGUCUCCUCGUGCUCGUGGGAGGCUCCGAGGAGGGCCACUUCCGCUGCUACAUGCUUCUCGGCUGGGGGGCCCCCACGCUUUUCGUCAUUCCUUGGGUGAUCGUCAGGUACCUGUUCGAGAACACGCAGUGCUGGGAGCGGAACGAUAUCAAAGCCAUUUGGUGGAUCAUACGAACCCCUAUUCUCCUAACAAUCUUGAUUAAUUUUCUCAUCUUUGUCCGCAUCCUUGGCAUCCUCGUGUCAAAGCUGAGGACGCGACAGAUGCGCUGCCCGGACUACCGACUGAGGCUGGCUCGCUCCACGCUGACGCUGGUGCCCCUGCUGGGCGUCCACGAGGUGGUGUUUGCUCCUGUGACUGAAGAACAGGCCCGGGGUGCCCUGCGCUUGGCCAAGCUCGGCUUUGAAAUCUUCCUCAGUUCUUUCCAGGGCUUCCUGGUCAGCGUCCUCUACUGCUUCAUCAACAAGGAGGUGCAGUCGGAGAUCCGCCGGGGUUGGCACCGCUGCCGCCUGCGCCACAGCCUCGGCGAGGAGCCGCGCCAGCGCCCCGAGCCCGCCUUCCGGACCCUGCCCUCUGGCUCCGGUCCGGGCCAGGUCGCUGCCGGCAGCGCUCUGUGCUCGAGGACCCUCCCAGGUCCUGGGGGUGAGGCCAACGACGUCUUAGAAAGUUACUGCUAGGUAGCGGGAUUCUUGGGUCCACGCAGCAUGUGUUUAUUGAGCGCCUGCUGUGUACCAGGCUUGGCUUGAAGAGCGCUGGGCAAAUGGCGCGGAUUUGGGGCUGGGGGCGGGGAAGCAAACAGAAAAGCCCCUGUUCUCCUAGAGAUUACAACUGAGUGGGGGAAACAGGAGGUGAGGCCAAACCAAAUUAGACUAUGUACACUGUGGAAUGGUUUAGGAAGAAAGGUUAGAAGGGGACCUAAUGUGGUCCAGGGCUCUCUGAUGAAACGACUUUGAAGUCAUGCCCAAAAGAGGUGAAGGAGGCAGCUUUACAAAGAAUUGGCAGGCGAGGUUUUAAGGCAGAAAGAACACCUGUGAAGGCCCUGGAGCAAGAAGGAGCUUGGCUGUGUCAGGAAAAGAGAGGUGACCUAGGAGGCUGGAGCGGGAUAAGUCAGAGCCCACAAAUGGGGAGAGAGAACCAGGUGGGGUCAGAAGAGUGGGCAUUUUAUUCCAAGUUCAUGGAAGAUUCUUUGGAGUGCCUCCUAGUGGAAUGGGCUAAAGUGUUAACAGACCGCUCCAUCUGCCCUGUGGGGUGAUGGAUUAUUAGGGGCUAUUGGGGCAGCUGGGAGCCCAGUCAGGAGUCUGAUAAUGGUGGGAGGUGAUGUUAGCAGGACUGGGGUGGCAGCCACAUAGGGUGUGAAAUGGUUGGAUUCUAGAGCUAGUUUAAAGGUAGAACUGAGAGCAUUUGCUGAAGGAGAGACUUCAGGGAUGACUUCUCAGUUUGGGAUGGAGACAGGAAAGAGGGAGAUGGGGUUUGAGGUGGGGAGUACCAGGAGUGCUCUCUGGACUUGUUAAGCUGGAAAUAAGGGUCUGGAGCUCACAGGAAAGGUUAGAGAUAGAAAUGUGAGUGGGCACUGAGGUCCAGAGAGGAUUCUGAGUGUGGAAAGAAGCAAUUUCAUGGCAGGCAUCAGAGCUGAAAUCUACAAUGGGAGGCCAGGCCCACUGCCACCUGGAGACAUACCCACCUUUUUCGGUAGCCCCUGGGAACUAUGAGAUUUAGGAGGGAAGCCAGCAGCCUCAAUGUGGCCGGGCCACAUAUAUAUAUAUACACACACAAGACUCUCACUCCUAAAUCGCUCCCCACCACAGACACACACUUAGAUUCAGUUAGCACCUGGGUGUUGAUUCGCUUCCUUGGGGUCCCCAGCUCUCUGGACAGAUAUGGCUCACAGCCGCUGAAUUCAAUGUGCUUUGAAGCAUGCGGCCCUCCUGGGCCUCUCUUGUGGGUUCUGGGAAGGUGAGGGCCUGAGAGCUGUGUCCUUGUAAAUAAAGCAUGAGAAAACAGUUGUUUUCGGGGUGGGGAAAUCUUGGCCAGGCCAUAAGGGAGAUGACAGUAGGGAGGGCAGGCUGUGUGGCCAGGUGCCGGUGGUGGCCUUGUGCCCUCUGGAGAGCAGUGCUGCCUAACUUCCAAGAGAUUCAAGAGUCACAAAGAGAUCAUGGACACCAUGCCGCCACCAUUCUCCAUGCCUAAAAGAAGCCCCAACUGGGAAUGUUCCUGCGAUCUCCUGCUAUUCAAACUAUUUGUAGUGUGUACGAUUAAAAUCGUGCCCAUGAUGAUCAUGUUCUUUUCUUUAAAAAAUUAAUGAAUUUGUGACUGUGCUGGGUCUUCGUUGCUGCACGCGGGCUUUUAGUUGCGACAGCUGCGGGCUACUAUCUAGUUGCAGUGUGUGGUGUCCUCACGGCAGUGCUUUCUCUUGCUGCAAAGCUUGGGCUCUAGGCACACAGGCUUCUCAG